CCAUCUUUUUCAGCCUCAGGCGCCGAGGAGACUCGGCUGACCUGCUGACUGGGAACCAGAAAUGGCAGCUACUCUGGGCAGCGGGGAGCGCUGGACGGAAGCUUACAUUGAUGCAGUUAGAAGAAACAAAUACCCAGAAGACAGACCUCCUGAAAGUCAUGACCCCUGUGGUUGCUGUAACUGCAUGAAGGCACAAAAGGAAAAGAAGUCUGAGAAUGAGUGGAAUCAGACCUGGCAGGGUGAGGGGAGUGCCACUUAUACUGAGGAGCAGCUGCUUGGGGUACAAAGGAUCAAGAAAUGCAGAAAUUACUAUGAAAUUCUGGGAGUUUCUCGAGAUGCCAGUGAUGAAGAGCUUAAGAAAGCUUACCGAAAACUCGCCCUGAAAUUUCACCCUGACAAGAACUGUGCUCCUGGAGCAACAGAUGCUUUUAAAGCAAUAGGAAAUGCCUUCGCAGUCCUUAGCAAUCCUGACAAGAGACUCCGCUACGAUGAAUAUGGAGAUGAACAGGUGACUUUCACUGCCCCUCGAGCCAGACCUUAUAAUUAUUACAGGGACUUUGAAGCUGACAUCACUCCAGAAGAGCUAUUCAAUGUCUUCUUUGGAGGACAAUUUCCUACAGGAAAUAUUCAUAUGUUUUCAAACGUGACAGAUGAUACCCACUAUUACCGACGGCGGCACCGACAUGAGAGAAUGCAGACGCGGAAGGAGGAGGAGGAAGAUAAACCUCAGACUACAUAUUCUGCAUUUAUUCAGUUACUUCCAGUUCUUGUGAUUGUGAUUAUAUCUGUCAUUACUCAGCUGCUAGCUGCUAAUCCCCCAUACAGUCUAUUCUACAAAUCGACCUUGGGCUACACCAUUUCUAGAGAAACCCAGAACCUUCAGGUGCCUUACUUUGUGGAUAAAAACUUUGACAAGGUCUACAGGGGAGCAUCUCUGCGUGAGCUGGAGAAGACUAUAGAGAAGGAUUACAUUGAUUACAUCCAGACGAGUUGUUGGAAGGAGAAACAACAAAAAUCGGAGUUGACAAAUUUGGCAGGAUUGUACAGAGAUGAACGACUGAAAGAGAAAGCAGAGUCGCUGAAACUUGAAAACUGUGAAAAACUUUCCAAACUUAUUGGCCUGCGCAGAGGUGGCUGAGAGGAUGAUAGUUCUACACGGGGUUGGGGUUUUGCUACUGGUUACUAUUUAUGUUCCUAAUUCCAUUUUAUAAUACAAAAUUAGGAAAUGAUGAACAUUUUACAAUUCGCUAACUUUGUUUGGUGGGCUGAGUUGAAGGCGCUUGAGCAUGGAACCAGACUUGUCAUCACAGAAUUCUUCCUGGGGAUUGACUCCAGGGGCCAGGAACAGUUCAUCUCAGUUAAAUCAAUGGCAGCGCAUUGGAUUCAGCCCCUACCUCUGCUCCCUGCCCCCUGCUCCACACCUUCCCUGCCUCUAGGAAUGUAGUUCAGGACAUCCCAGAGCAAACUCAUCUAUUCUUCUUUCUUCCCUUCUUCACUAACCAGUCAUUCCUAGGCAUAGCCAAAGCAGCUUAAUAUUCAUUGUUUACAAAAGUACACCAAGAAUUACACCUCUCCCUUCAUGAGAGUCAUCAUCUCCCCCGGAUUAGCCUUUGGAACAUGUUCCUACUCCUGUUUCCAUUUUCUAAGGGGAAUGUGGAGAAAUGUAAACUGUUGUAGUCAGUAGUUACCUAAUCUCUCUUCAGAGUUUCUAGCAAAAUGCCUGAUUUGAGUUUCUUACUUCCUUAACUCUCUCUCUUUCUUACAGAGGGUCCAGAAAUUAAAACCUAUUGAGUGAAACAGUUCAAUGGAAGCAGGGACCAGGGGUGAAGGUAAAAUGCAACACUUAGUCUCAGCUUCUCAGUACAAGUUCCCUAGUCUGUCACAGAACCCAGAGAAUGUUCUUUCUGUCAUUUCCCUGUGCAGCCUCACAGGAACUGAUUCCCUACACCCCUCAGAGGUACAGUGGUCAGAGCUAAGAGAAGGUACUGCCAGCUAACUGGACUAUUUGCUCAAGCCUAGACAUAGAGGGGGAAGACCCUCUUUCCAUGACUAUGGAGUUCUGGUGUUGGCCCCAGCAGUCAUGUUGUCUAACCCAGUGCCCUGUAGUUUGUGACAGGAGAUGCUUUUUCAGAUAGUCAAACAUUUACUGAGUGCCUAGGAUGAAGCAAGGGCUCUCACAUGCAUUUGCUUACUUUAGCUUCCUCACAGCUCUGUGAAGUGGACAUGUUAGCCCUGUUUUUAUAAAUGAGAAUAUUGACCCAGAGAGGAUGAAUGGUUGACCUGGGUCACACAAGUGGUAAUGGCAGAGCUAGAUGGUAGUCUGAUUAUCAAGUAGAAAGUGUGAGAUCAUACCCAUUUCUCAGGUCAUUUUAGCCAGAUUGGUAAAGCAGAAUCUUUCCCAAGGAUGCCCAUCCCCCCCAACCCUGUGACCCUGUGACCCUGUAUCCUUCCUAUGGCAGUCCAUCAUCCAUUCAGGACACCUCUCGCCCUGGUCUUUAGGAAUCAAUACUCUCUCUGUACCAGUUUUAUAUACAAAACAAAAAGUCCCUCAAAGGCAGGCAGCCCUUCCCACAGGUGACAGGAAGAGGUAAGUUGCUGCCUGGGCCAUGUGUUUCUGGGCCUUCCUGCAGAGCCAAACUACCAGAUUGAGCUGCCUAGAUUAUCAUGAAUCUGAAGCUGGAAGAAUCAGUAGGUAACUGUAAUCUACACUCAUAUUUUCUUCAGGAUGUAAGAAAAAUUUCUGUUGGAAAGAGACUCUACAUGAACACUGAUUUCCAGAGGAGUUUCUCCUUUCGGAUGCACAGCCAUGAUGUGUCUAGCAUGGUUCAACAUGUGGGCAUUCCACAGGGUCAGGAGAUGCCUCCAGAGGUAAAGAGUGGGGCUUUAGUGGCUGGUAGGGGACAACUGCUCAUCUGGGAGCGGGGAGCAGCUCUGGAGAGAGCCAGAUUUUGCUGCCCAACUCUGUCUAACCUCCUGGGUUUCAGGGCUUUCUUGAUUCCCUCUGAGUGACAGAGGAAUUUACACAGUAAAAUGUGCCUGUGAGCUAAAUUAGCUUAUGGAAAGUUUUCCUGUGCACACAAAAGUCAAUGCUCUCCUCUUCUCGACCCCAACCCCUGCUAGAAAAUGGGCCAUAAUUAAACUGACUUGACAGAUGAAAAGACCCUGCUUCUAGAUGCCCAUGAAAAGUAUAGUCAUACAUUUUAUAGAUUUCAUGGCAGACAUUAGUUAUCUGUGAUGAUUCUAAAUAGAGGCAAUACUAACUCCAAUAAAUGUCAGGCCUAUUGCCUCUUUUUAUAGCACUGAUGGUACUGUUUAAUUUAUUACCUAAUAGACCACAACACUCACAUCUGGUUUUCCUCAAGGGAAUGGUAUUUGCAUUUGGUUGAAGGAUAGUUUAAUCUAUUUGGUACGGUCAAGAAUAUUGUUAAACUAUAAUUUCCUGGGUUAUAUUUUAGACAGUUGUCUGCAUGGUGGUAAAAAUUCUCUUGCCUACAUCCUUUGGAAGGUUUCCUAGUCAUAUAUAAGCUCUUUAGGUAAGGCUUAUUCUUGCUGUCAGAACUUGACAUGCAGCUCUAGACUGUGUCUAUGAGCAUUAGUACAGAUCGCAGAUGUGUGAUGAGAGGGGCUAAGAAACAGGGAUUGAGGCUCAAGCAAAAACUGAAGCUCUCAUCAUCUGAAGGAUAGUGCUCUUUGCACUGCAUGAUCAGCAGUGAGGAGGGGAGCAUGAAAAUCCUCACCACAGAGGACACUGCAGCUUGAAGGAAUCCGUGUCCCCAGAUUAGCAACCCUGGGGUUCAUCUGCUCAAACCAGAAAACGUCUGAACUUCCCUAUCAGCUCCAGGCCUCACAACUUGGAAGAAGUGACCAGUAAGAAAAUGAAAUUGUGCCCUGGCUGGUUUGGCUCAGCAGUAGAGCAUCAGCCUGCGGCCGGAGAGACCCGCGUUCGGUUCCCGCUAAGGGCACG
This is a messenger RNA of Molossus molossus (Pallas's mastiff bat), 3964 nucleotides long. It is a transcript of the gene DNAJC18, whose product is annotated as DnaJ heat shock protein family (Hsp40) member C18. The transcript has 8 exons. NCBI's taxonomy places the organism in Eukaryota, Metazoa, Chordata, Mammalia, Chiroptera, Molossidae. Gene Ontology annotation, biological process: cellular response to misfolded protein. The coding region runs from base 62 to 1138 and encodes 358 amino acids. The record is from RefSeq and is a predicted model, not a curated record. Gene Ontology annotation, molecular function: Hsp70 protein binding. Gene Ontology annotation, cellular component: endoplasmic reticulum membrane.